AUGUCGAGAGUCGCGGCAGUGGAAUCGGCGGGGGCAACGCGGAGGCAGCCGCUGCUGACGACUUCGUCGGAGACGUGGAGAGAUUGCGGAGUGAGAAGGAGCAAGCGGACGAGCAGGGUGGGGGAGACGGCGGGGGAGUGCGCGGCGGUGUGCUGCUGCUGCCCGUGCACAAUGGUGCACCUCCUGAUCCUCGCCGUGUUCCGCGUCCCGAGGGGUCUGUGGAGGAAGAAGAAGCGAAAGAUGCUGCUGAGGAAGAAGCGCCGGAAUUCGGAGGAGGAGGCGGCGGCGAAUCAGCUGAGAUCGAACUCGCUCGUGUUCCGCGGCGGCGACGAGGACUGGGGGAUUGAAAACGACGUCGUUGACUGGGAUAAUGAUGGGAUGUGGGACCGCUUCUACGGCGCAGGCUUUUGGAGGAGUUCAUCGCAAAGAAGCGACGAAUGA
Molecule: messenger RNA, 441 nt
Organism: Salvia splendens (bonfire salvia)
Lineage: Eukaryota; Viridiplantae; Streptophyta; Magnoliopsida; Lamiales; Lamiaceae
Exons: 1
Coding region: 1-441 (146 amino acids)
Source: RefSeq, a predicted model, not a curated record